AUGCAUAAAACUGCCGAAAUAAAAAAUAAAAAUGUUCUGGCGAUAAACCAACGCAAUUCAUGUGCUAAGCACAAUCGAGAGUGCUCAUACACGCCACUGAAGUCACGAGGUAGGAAGAAAAAGAGACCUCGCCUUGAUUUGGACCCCCUUGAUGAAGCACAAGAUCCGGGAUUGAGAGAUGGUCGAACAGCUUCGCCUACAGUGAUACGUCCAGAAACUCAUCGUCCACUGGCGAUUGACAACAACGGACCACUUGCAGUCAAGAGACGUCGAGAGCUACGUUCGUCUGGUAUUGAAGUAUGCCAGACUGGUUCGGGAGCAUUCAAUACUAUGGACCGGCAUCCAAUAUGGCCUUAUUUCAAAGCAUUCACCAGUGUAUUUAUUGCACCAAAAAUUCAAGCAAUGACCGAUUAA
Botrytis porri is the source of this 414-nucleotide messenger RNA. RefSeq lists its product as uncharacterized. The coding region runs from base 1 to 414 and encodes 137 amino acids. The record is from RefSeq and is a predicted model, not a curated record. The transcript is spliced from 2 exons. Lineage: Eukaryota; Fungi; Ascomycota; Leotiomycetes; Helotiales; Sclerotiniaceae.